AUGGAUCGAAGGCACGAAAAACCGAACGCCUCCGGUGGUCCAUUUGCCGAGAAAAGAAGAAGAAUUACGGAAACGGAAUCAGAAGAAGGAAACACGAAGGCAACAGCUCUGCAUCCAGGGAGCGUCUCCGGGGGUCGACGGGGCCGAAGAGACGUAGCGAGGCUGCGCUCUUUCUAUCUGAUAGCGAGGGGCGAAAGGGAAAGCGAUUCAGUGGGUUUGGAUCGAGGGUUUGCCGGAAACGAACCGACUAGAGAAGGGCCGUCGGAAAAUCCAACAACCCUCUUCUUCUUCAUCGAUGCUGCAUCAUGGCAACAAAAGGGAAUUCAGGAGAAAAUAAAGCUAGAAGUUCCAUUACCAUAUUCAUAUCCACUGUUGAGAAGGCUAUUCAAAAUUAGGAACUUAUCUCAUGAUCACUUUGAGGAGAAGGAGACAUAAGUUUAUCACCAAAAGGUGCAUUAUCGGUUUCCAUUACUACAUUGUCAUGAACUCCAUUAGUUUACUACAGGGUCAACAGUCUUUUCUGCUGCUGGAGCUUCUGAUGCUUCACAAGUCGUGGUUUCAUUUGUUCCAUUACUCAUCAAAUGAAGAGAUAGAAAAAGAAGGGCUAAAUUCAAGAAAUAGCAUUGUACUUUAAGAAAUUCAUGAGCUAUAUUUUGAACGUCUAAAAAUUUGUAAUACUUGACUACAACAUCUAUAUUUGCGAUCUCUAUACUUUAAUAUUUACAAUUUUGGUCCUUCAUGUAUGUAUUUGGCAUUAGUUAUAGUUUGAUCCCUGUUGUUGUAAAAUUUGCACAUACUAUAUUUCGGUGCCUAUACUUUUAAAUUUUGCAUAUAUUACAGUUUGGUCC
Lactuca saligna is the source of this 848-nucleotide messenger RNA. Lineage: Eukaryota; Viridiplantae; Streptophyta; Magnoliopsida; Asterales; Asteraceae. The record is from the annotation of a GenBank genome assembly.